Aspergillus wentii DTO 134E9 is the source of this 550-nucleotide messenger RNA. RefSeq lists its product as uncharacterized. The transcript has a single exon. The coding region runs from base 53 to 415 and encodes 120 amino acids. The record is from RefSeq and is a predicted model, not a curated record. Lineage: Eukaryota; Fungi; Ascomycota; Eurotiomycetes; Eurotiales; Aspergillaceae.
CAAGUCCAACCCUGAUUAACCUAAUCUCAUACAUGUCACCUUAUCCCCAAUCAUGCGGUUCAUAAAAUACCUCCUCCUAGCCGCAUUCACCAGCACAGCCCUCUCCCUCGACCCCAACCGCCCAGCAACAUACCUACAGACCGUAACCAACGGGGCAAAAACCAUCCAGCAAGCACUAGAAAACUACAAUGGCGGAUUUAUAGAAAGCGUCAAGCUAGCCAGCACCAUCCAAAAAGCGCACGAGGCGUCUGUGGCUACGCGCAAGAUCAUGGAAGGCUAUGAGCGGUUUUCUGAUGCUGAUGGAAGACAUACGAUUGAUGAGUAUCAUAAAUUGCAUCCGCAUGUUAUUGAUGGGUUGAGGAUUGUUGAGGAAAAGGUUAGUACUAGCCAAACUAUAAGUUAUGCAUAUGGUUAAUUCGUUCAGGCUGCUGUCUUUCAUAGUGCUGGAUAUAUGGAUAUAGCGCAGAAGCUGCUUUUGGGCUGGCAUGCUGAGAAGAAUAAGCUGAAAGAUGUGAUGAAAGAGAAGCUGUUAGAGGGACAUUUUGAUGAA